GCCAAGCAAAAAAAAAAAAAAAAAAGAUGAAGACGUCAGGCUGUGGUCUUUCGGCGAUUCUUCGAAUUCACGAUCUUAAAGUCAUAUGAUUCACAGCAAAUAUAGCAACAAAUGUCUCAAUUAGUAUUUCCCAAAGCCACCAAACGUGCAUUGAGUUUGGAGCGAUAUCUGAAGUGAAGAUUGAAGACGUGAUAGAAGAUGGACGACUACUGCUAUGCUAAGAUGGCGACGUCAUGUCAAAGAGAAAGUGAAAGAGAAUCAGCGCCACCAACGGAGAACAAUCUGAAAAGCGGAGAUGAAGACGUCCAGCAGUUGAUCGGUAGUUCAGAGGAAGUUUCCCCUCAGUCAGGGGGGAGCUCCACUUUGAAGCAGGAGACUCCACAACCACCCUGCAUUAAAAAGGAAGAGGAGGAACUCUGCAUCACUCAGGAGGGAGAGUGUCUUCUAGGACGAGAGGAAGCUGAUUACACCAAGUUUCCACUGAGUAUUCUCUCUGAGAAGACUGAAGAUGAUGAAGAGAAACCACAAGCAGACAACCUCUUAGCUCCACUAUCAGAUAGUGAGGUUGAAGAAUCUUUCAGCAGCGAUACAGACUGUGAGGAUGAUAUGAGGACUCACACUGACAACAAACACUCUGAAUCCUCUAAAAAGAUAAAAGGUAAAAAAUGUUUCAGCUGCUCAGUUUGUGCUAAAAGCUUUUCUGUUAAUGGCAUGUUGACUCGACACAUGAGAACACACACAGGUGAAAAACCAUUUAAGUGUUCAGUUUGUGGCAAAAGCUUUUCUCGAAAUUACCGUUUGACUCGGCACAUGAGAACACACACAGGUAAAAAAACUAUUAAUUGUCCAGUUUGUAGCAAAGGCUUUUCUCGAAAUAACCAUUUGACUCAACACAUGAGAACACACACAGGUAAAAAAACAAUUGAUUGUUCAGUUUGUGGCAAAAGCUUUUCUCAAAAAUGCCGUUUGACUCAACACAUGAGAACACACACAGGUGAAAACCCAUUUAACUGCUCAAUUUGUGGUAAAAACUUUUCUUUAAAGAGCCGUUUGACUCAACACAUGAGAACACACACAGGUGAAAAACCAUUUAACUGUUCAAUUUGUGGUAAAACCUGUUCUUUAAAGAACCGUUUGAAUAAACACAUGAGAACACACACAGGUGAAAAACCAUUUAGUUGUUCAGUCUGUGGCAAAAGCUUUUCUGUUAACAGCCAAGUGACUAAACACAUGAAAACACACACGGGAGAAAAAACAUUUAGUUGUUCAGUGUGCUGUAAAAGGUUUGCAUAUACUUCAGCCGCUGUAAAACACAUGAAAACACACAACAUAAAAUAAGCAAUUAGCUGUUUAGUUUGUGGUAUGUUGCUCAUAUGUGGCGACAUCCGCCCUACCCAGGACCUCCUCACUGCUUCUUUCACAAAUAUAAAUGAUAAAUGGGUUGUACUUGUAUAGCGCUUUUCUACCUUCAAGGUACUCAAAGCGCUUUGACACUACUUCCACAUUCACACACAAAUUCACACACUGAUGGAGGGAGCUGCCAUGCAAGGCGCCAACCAGCACCCAUCAGGAGCAAGGGUGAAGUGUCUUGCUCAGGACACAACGGACGUGACGAGGUUGGUACUAGGUGGGAUUUGAACCAGGGACCCUCGGGUUGCGCACGGCCACUCUCCCACUGCGCCACGCCGUCCCUAUAUCUGAGGCAUUCAUACAAACUUGGAUUAUUUGGAGUAUAAUCCUAUAUGUGGGGUAUUAUCUACUCAUGACCCCAUGAAACCUUCCUGAACAGUAAGAUAGAUGAUGCUUCAAGUGCUUGGUUACUCCUUCUUCAGUCCAGGGACCUGGGGCCUCAUGUGUCAAGUUUGUGCACGCCCAAAAACCUGCACUACACCCUUUAUCACUGCAAAGUUGAGAUGUAUCAAAAUUGACGUUGACGUAUAAGAGACGCUGGGUAACUGUUUGCAUAACAAAGUGCCAACUUUCUCUCCUCACACUGAUUGAUGUGCAAAUCAGAGACAUUUGAACAAUUAACCCCCAACACCCACAACCCAACCCACACCUCCCUCGACAUUCGGGCAUAACAGGUUCAAUCCGGCCCGCUAGAUAAGUUUGCCAAGUGUAAAAUUCAGCUGCAUUUUUUAAUGAAAGAAACUGCUGUUCCUAUUGUGUCCACUGGAUGUCGCAAUAGCAAUUCUGUUACGCAAGCAAAUAGUUUGUACCGGGGCGAGCAAGUAUACCAAGCAAGAGGUACACAGUAAAGCGGGGCUGUGACUCCUCCCCCUCCAGCCAACGUAAAAGAGGAGUAAAAUAAUCAAUCAGUAACCCCACUUCAAAUGCAGCAUGAGACACUGCACACUGAUAUAGUUCUGUGAAAAUGAUUGUCUUCUGUGCAAAUGUAAAGAAAGUGAACAGUGUGUGAUUUACUGCAAUACUGUCACUCUUUCUACUUUUUAUUUGUGCUUUGUUGAAAUUGUUCACACAUUGCACUGCUUUUAUUUUUCUGUCAAUACACAUUAUGUCUAGAAGACAGGAAGUAACUCAACACUCUUGAAUAGUUUCUACCUCAGUGUGUAUGGUUUGUUGAGUUAGCACAGGAUUAAUAUGUGGAAAUGACAAAUGAGGUAGUUGAUACAUAGAAUAGCUUUUAUUCAUGCUUUAUUUGAUUUUUUAUUUAAUCAUUGAUGGGCUGUGAUUUAAAGUUUAAUUGCUUUGCAGAAACACUGAAAUUUGGUCUAAAUUCAUUGUGUUCUUCAAGGUGUUUUUGAAACCGCACCAUUUUUUUCCUCUGAAUUUUCAACUAACUUAAAGUGUUUUGUCAAGAGAAUUAUUUGUGAUAUGUACAUUUUCAGAAUGUGCUUGUUCUAUUUUGGGCCGAAGUAAAACAAAGAAAACACUUUGAAGUUGUCUUACUUGUAUUUUUAAGUGAUCAUGCCAUGAUUUUACCCGUCCCGCCCGCGUGGAAAUAGAUUUUCCUCCAUGCGGCCCCUGAGCUAAAAUGAGUUUGACAGCCCUGCUGUAAUCUGACUCAUGUGAGCAGGUUACUGUAUAAACACAUUUUGUUAUAAGUUAUAAAAAUGUGUUCAGUUCUCAGAGACACAUCAAUGUCAGGCUGACAAUCGCUCUUCCGCUUUCUCCAAACACGAGAACAAAGCAGCUCCUACUGACUUGUGAUUGGUCAGACCGUGCCGAUCUUAAUCACAUGGCUAAUUGCAAUAUAAUAAAUUGCAACAUAAUUGAA
Nerophis ophidion (straightnose pipefish) is the source of this 3238-nucleotide messenger RNA. RefSeq names its product gastrula zinc finger protein XlCGF8.2DB-like. Lineage: Eukaryota; Metazoa; Chordata; Actinopteri; Syngnathiformes; Syngnathidae. The record is from RefSeq and is a predicted model, not a curated record. The transcript is spliced from 2 exons. Gene Ontology annotation, biological process: regulation of transcription by RNA polymerase II. Gene Ontology annotation, molecular function: RNA polymerase II cis-regulatory region sequence-specific DNA binding; DNA-binding transcription factor activity. Bases 199 to 1338 code for a protein of 379 amino acids.